Molecule: messenger RNA, 2818 nt
Organism: Chara braunii
Lineage: Eukaryota; Viridiplantae; Streptophyta; Charophyceae; Charales; Characeae
Source: the annotation of a GenBank genome assembly
GCAGUUGCAAUGAUGCAGCACACAGCCCCUCGGUUGGUCGUUAGUAUGUGGCCAUACUCCGUGAGAUUGCCAGGUACACAGCUGCAUAACAAGUCACCCAGCCACAGAGCAGUGUCACAUGGUCGCCCGGUUGGAUGGUCUGGUAGGCUAUAGUUGCUUCAGUGGUCCGUCAUGCUUGAUUGUGCAGCGCGGCUUGUGCGUGACAGUACCGAAGCAGCGAUGCAGGGAGCAUGGAUUUCAAAAUGGCUUUGUCGUAAGGCGGUGGAUAAUCUGUCACCGUAUCGUGACCGUCGAUUUGAAGGAACGCAAGAAGAGUUUGAGGUAGCACUGCGCACCUCAACCACUGUGUAUGUUGGCAAUUUAUCAUUCUACACAACGGAAGAACAAAUCUAUGAGGUGUUUUCCCGGACGGGUGAGAUCAAACGGAUAAUUAUGGGGCUUGAUAAGAAUACAAAGACACCCUGCGGUUUCUGCUUUGUAAUAUAUUACACUCGCGAGGAUACUGAAGACUGUGUGAAAUACAUAAGCGGCACAAUUUUGGAUGAUCGACCGAUCCGAGUGGAUUUUGACUGGGGCUUCGUCGAGGGCCGCCAGUUUGGCCGAGGGAGAAGUGGAGGCCAGGUUAGGGACGAGUAUAGGACGGACUACGAUCCAGGACGAGGAGGGUUCGGGAAAUUAGUCCAGUUGGAGCUGACUGCGAGACAGCAGAUGAUCGGCGACUAUGGGCAGCAGGCACCCUUGCUCUCUCUCUAUCCAGUUGCAGUUCCUCAUGCACAAUAUACUGGCCGCAAACGAAGCAGGGAAGACUAUCCAUCAGAAGGAAGUUCCAAGCGCCCACGCGGAGAUGAUAACCGUAUGGGGAGAAACCCAAGGUUUAGGGAGAGAGGCGAUUCAGAUGAUGAGGACAGCAUGAGACAUUGACUAUCUUAGGCGGCAGCGGCAAAUAGAUUAGCAACCAUUCAUUCUCGAGAAAGUUACACAGCAGAUGUGUGCAUGGAGAGAGAGAGAGAGAGAGAGAGGGAGAGAGAGAGAGAUAGAUAGAUAGAUAGAUAGAUAGAGAGAGAGAGAGAGAGAGAGAGAGAGAGAGAGAGAGAGAGAGAGAGAGAGAGAGAGGUGGUUCCCAGCAGGAAGAUUGAGCAGAGGGAGCAUGGAGCAAGAACAGAAAUGUUGAUUAAUCAAUGGUAUUGACAUGGAAGACUCUUGUGUUGAUUGGCGACAGCAGUUGGUUCAUUGAUGAUGGUAUUGGCAUGGAAGAUGCACUGAUAUACCCAUGAAGACGGGGGGUUGACUUCUCUCUGCUUUUGUUCUGGUCAUCUCCUUCAGACCAGGUUUGCUCCAAUACCCCAUUUCCUCAUUUAUUCCACUGGGUAGUGCUGUUACGAAGAACACAAACCUCUCUUUGUAAAAAGUUGAGUAGAACUUUUUUGAAGGGUGGAUGUCAACACGGUGAACAUCAGCACUCUCAGACAGAUCAUCCUUACGCGUUAUGAGGGCCAGUCUCUGCCAUCACACUCGUCAGCGAAGCGUUAUGAUGCAGGUUAUCUGACACUGUUCCUUGCUAGAACCCCCAGGUAGUUGCAGAGGGUUCAUUUUUUCCUACAGGGCGUUAGCAGCUAGCCACAUACUCUUGAGUUCCUGAUCCCAUAGGCCCUCCUUCCACAUCCAGAACUGAGUGAUUGGAUGUUUUGGUCAUUCUCCAUCCAGCAUAGGAGUGGUUGCAGUUUCAACGUCUUUGACGAGGUUCUGGUGUCUGCGCUGUGUUCUCUUAUUGGCGUCCCCUUCUUCUUUUGCUCAUCCUCCAACACGAUUCAUGUCAGAUAUAAAUAUCGACGUUCAUCUUCGCCGGGGACUGGGGUCAAUGACGUGGAACUCCUGACUUUGAAAGUGGCAGCUGGCUGGACAGAGCUGGGAAGCUGUGGUAGGGAAAGGCUCCUUACUUCGCAGUUAUCACACACAGUCCUCAUCUUCUAGGUUCCUUGUUGUCUUGCUUCACGGAUUUCACGGCUCUAGGGUUGCCGUCUCCAUGUGUGCAGAGGGAAUGUUUCUGUUUCUCAAUUGUUCCCGCUUCGGAAUAUUCUCUUUCGUUGUUGUUUUUUUGUGUUUGUGUCUUGUGGUGCUUUGGACUUCACAGAGAGUCCUUUUGUGCAGUCCUGUGCACAUAGUUCCAAGGCUGGCGCAUCUGGGACAGCUAUGGAAGUUUUGAAGUUUUGCAAGAGAGUCGGUCGCUUUCCCAGUUGCGCUGGCCACUGCCAAAGUCGAAUCUGACUAUGUGAUGCUCUGCAGAACAUUUACACUACACAACAGUUAAGCUGGAAGGUGUGAAACAUCAAGCUUAAACCAGAAGGGUAAACCCUGACCAGUCAGGAGGCAUUAUGUCGUUAAACUAGUCGAUUGGCUAAACCGGCAUUCUGAUUACCAGCCUGCAGCGGCUGGUGGUGGUUUGUUUUGGCUUUUGUCUUGGGAGUCCAGGACGGAGAUUGUUGCCUCGUGAAGGGUGGAAAUUCGUGUACUUUGAAAAACUAUACAAGUGUGGGAUAUCCUUCAAAUGAAAGGUAAGGACUUGGAAAGUGAGAGUGAUGUCAGCUGUUUGGAGUUUGCUGCAAAUGGGAGGUUCCACUGUUCCGCAAUUGCUUGAUCUUCUCAGCACUUGCAAUUCGUGAAGUUGCGAUCGCUGCUGCUUUUUUUUUUUUUUUUUGUCUUUUCCCUGCCGUUCUUCUCUUCCCCCUUCCAGUAUAGGCACAUUUUAUGGGUGUGUUGGUUCCGGCUUUCUUAAUCCUCGCUGGAAAGGUGCCUCGGGGCAUACUUCGCUACGAAUUUC